AAGGAAAGUCCAGCCAACAGCCCUUGACACACUGGAUUGUUUGAUGAUCCCACCUGAAGUAGACUAUGUCAGAGAGUCACAAUGACCUUGCACAGUAACAGUACCACCUCGCCUUUGUUUCCAAACAUCAGCGCUUCCUGGAUACACAGUCCUUCAGAUGCAGGCCUGCCCCCAGGGACUGACACUCAUUUCGGCAGCUACAACAUUUCACGAGCAGCUGGGAAUUUCUCCUCUCCCGAUGAUACCACCAGUGAUCCAUUGGGAGGUCACACCAUCUGGCAGGUGGUCUUCAUCGCAUUCUUAACAGGCUUCCUGGCCCUGGUCACCAUCAUCGGCAACAUCCUGGUGAUAGUGGCAUUUAAGGUCAACAAGCAGCUGAAGACAGUCAACAACUACUUCCUCCUCAGCCUGGCCUGCGCCGACCUGAUCAUCGGGGUCAUCUCGAUGAAUCUGUUUACUACCUACAUCAUCAUGAAUCGGUGGGCAUUGGGGAACUUGGCCUGUGACCUCUGGCUCUCCAUUGACUAUGUGGCCAGCAACGCCUCCGUCAUGAAUCUCCUGGUCAUUAGCUUUGACAGGUACUUCUCCAUCACAAGGCCGCUCACCUACCGAGCCAAACGAACCACCAAAAGAGCCGGGGUGAUGAUCGGCCUGGCCUGGGUCAUUUCCUUCGUCCUGUGGGCGCCUGCCAUCUUGUUCUGGCAGUACUUCGUAGGGAAGAGAACCGUGCCUCCGGGGGAGUGUUUCAUCCAGUUCCUCAGCGAGCCGACCAUCACCUUCGGAACGGCGAUCGCCGCCUUUUACAUGCCUGUCACCAUCAUGACUAUUUUGUACUGGAGGAUCUAUAAGGAAACCGAGAAACGUACCAAAGAGCUCGCUGGGCUGCAGGCCUCGGGGACAGAAGCAGAGGCGGAAAACUUUGUCCACCCCACAGGCAGUUCUCGAAGCUGCAGCAGCUACGAACUUCAGCAGCAGAGCUUGAAACGCUCGGCCAGGAGGAAGUAUGGCGGCUGCCACUUCUGGUUCACCACCAAGAGCUGGAAGCCCAGCGCCGAGCAGAUGGACCAAGACCACAGCAGCAGUGACAGCUGGAACAACAACGAUGCUGCCGCCUCCCUGGAAAACUCGGCCUCCUCCGACGAGGAGGACAUUGGCUCCGAGACCAGAGCCAUCUACUCCAUUGUGCUCAAGCUCCCUGGUCACAGCACCAUCCUCAACUCCACCAAGCUGCCCUCUUCGGACAACCUGCAGGUGCCUGAGGAGGAGCUGCGGGCGCUGGAUGCCGAGAAGAGCGCCAAUAAGCUGCAGGCCCAGAGGAGCGUGGACGAUGGUGGCAGCUUUCAGAGAAGCUUCUCCAAGCUUCCCAUCCAGUUAGAGUCUGCCGUGGACACAGCCAAGUCCUCUGACGCCAACUCCUCGGUGGGUAAGACCACGGCCACUCUACCUCUGUCCUUCAAGGAAGCCACUCUGGCCAAGAGGUUUGCUCUGAAGACCAGAAGUCAGAUCACGAAGCGGAAGAGGAUGUCCCUCAUCAAGGAGAAGAAGGCAGCCCAGACCCUCAGCGCCAUCCUGCUGGCCUUCAUCAUCACCUGGACCCCCUACAACAUCAUGGUCCUGGUGAACACCUUUUGUGACAGCUGCAUACCCAAAACCUAUUGGAAUCUGGGCUACUGGCUGUGCUACAUCAACAGCACCGUGAACCCCGUGUGCUAUGCCCUGUGCAACAAGACAUUCAGAACCACCUUCAAGAUGCUGCUGCUGUGCCAGUGUGACAAAAGGAAGCGGCGCAAGCAACAGUACCAGCAAAGACAGUCGGUCAUCUUCCACAAGCGCGUGCCCGAGCAGGCUCCGUAGAGGAGCUUUUAUCCAUAGCAGAGACAUAAAAACGCACACGUCGACCCACGACCUUAGGYGGAGUCAGGCGAGGGUGGGGGCGACUCCUGGUGAUGAUAAAAAGAGUUUUUAUCAGCCAGAUGUGAAAGAAGCUGCCUGUUUACUCACCCACUGAGUCAACCAAUUUUAAUAUAAAGCAUCAAAUACCAAUUCAGCAAAAAAAAAAAAA
Messenger RNA from Urocitellus parryii (Arctic ground squirrel), 2062 nucleotides. Lineage: Eukaryota; Metazoa; Chordata; Mammalia; Rodentia; Sciuridae. The record is from RefSeq and is a predicted model, not a curated record.